AUGGAUAAGUAUGAAGAUCCAAAAAGAGUAUACACACCAAAGGAUAUAGCAUCAGAUAUGAGGAAACAACAUGGUUUAACAAUGACUUACAUGCAAGCUUAUAGAGACAAGGAAAAGGCAUUAAACAUGUUGCGAGGGGAUCCAACUGAAUCAUACAAUAAGUUACCGAGCUACUUUUACAUCCUGGAAAAGACAUAUCCGGGCUCAGUUGUUAGUUUGGAAAAAACAGCAGAAGACAGUUUCUUGUAUGCAUUUGUAGCAUUGGAACCUUGUAUUAGAGGAUGGGAGUAUUGUAGGCCUAUAGUAGUUGUUGACGGCACCCAUCUAAAAUCAACUUACGAAAGAACUAUGCUAAUAGCAAGCACACUAGAUCCAGGAGGUAGUAUACUGCCACUAGCAUAUGCAAUAGUUGAUUCGGAGAAUGAUGCAUCUUGGACAUGGUUCUUUGAGAGAUUUAGGAUAGCUUUUGGUGAAAGGGAGAAUAUGCGCGUUGUAUCAGAUAGACAUGAUAGUAUAUGGAAAGCUUCUGCAUUAGUAUAUCCCGGGCUGACUCAUUAUGCAUGUAUUUGGCAUUUGUGGAAUAAUUUACUUAAGAAAUGCAGGGGAAAUAAAGAACAGGUCAGGAGACUAUACUUUGCAUUAGCUAAAGCAUACACUCUUCAAGAAUUUAGUGAACUCAUGGGAAGGCUAGACACAAUAGAUAAGAAGUUUGGUGUAUACUUAUUUGAUAGUGGCAGCAUUGCCAAAGCUAGAGAAUUUCCAGUCUGUAAGUUAAUGGAUUACAUGAGACAAUUGAUUGAAACUUGGAAUGAAAAACACAGUGAAGAAGGGAGAAAUACAUUCACUGAUCUUACUAAUGAGUACAAUGACGCUUAUGAGGAUAACAAGGAAUUAUCACACCGCAUGACUGUAAGGGCUUCCACUGAAUUCCUACAUACAGUGACAGAUGGUAUGAAGAGAUUUAGUGUGUGUCUUCGAAGUAAGAUUUGUAGUUGUGGAAGGUUUCAACUUGAUGAGAUACCAUGUGGACAUGCUUUGGCUGCUAUAAUGUACAGGCACCAACAUGGAGAGGACUACUGCUCUGCCUACUACAGCAAUAAAAAUUUCAAAGAUACAUAUGCCAUACCAGUGGAACCUCUUCCAUGCGAGAGUACAUGGGAGAUACCAUUUGAUGUGUUGGAACAAAUUGUUUUACCACCAGAUUCUAAAAGACCUCCAGAGAGGCCAUCAUUGAAGAGAAUGAAACCAUUUUAUGAGGUGAAAUUUAAGAGGGCAAAGAUGACAUGUAGCAAGUGUGGCAUAGAGGGGCACAACAAGAAGACAUGUAGCAAUUUGCCCAAAUGA
Molecule: messenger RNA, 1344 nt
Organism: Lycium barbarum (goji berry)
Lineage: Eukaryota; Viridiplantae; Streptophyta; Magnoliopsida; Solanales; Solanaceae
Exons: 4
Coding region: 1-1344 (447 amino acids)
Molecular function (GO): zinc ion binding
Source: RefSeq, a predicted model, not a curated record